AGGCGACUAUAGAGCUUUCUCCUUUCUAACAGGAAAAAACGGAAUUACUUCAGUUGUGGAAGUUGAACUUUGCUUCUCUAGUAGCUAUUGUAGCGGAUCAACAUCCACAGAUUAUAUCUUUCCCGAUGGGAGUAACACUUGCCCCCUACCACCUCGAUGUGUGAAAAGGAUGCCGAGGGCUCCAUGCUGAGCACUUAAUCAUCUUCCUACUAUUUAAUUUGCAUAUUCCUCGCCCGAUUAGGGAGGGAGGCUGGAUUCUAUUUCCCUACUGCCCGAGUUCUAACCGCGCCGAGGGGGUGAGGGGCUGCGAUGAGGAUUAUAAAACCCCAGCAGCAGAUUUCUGCAUCAUGUCCUGUACAUCAUUUUGACAGUAAGCUUCCUGAAUGACGGACCGAGAACCCUAAGGAACUUUUCUUAUUUAGAAAAAAAUUUGGAGAAGUCUACAGCAGCUUUGAAGACAGUAACAUUAAGUGUCUAAGCCUGACAAGUCUGCUCUACGGACUUGUAACGGGCGUCGCUGUUGCUUCAGAGAGCUUUUAUCCCCAUUGAAACAACUUGAACCAAUCGCGCUGGUCUCCCCAGUUCGUCUCCUCUUGAGUCUCUUCUUCUGCUUUAGCCCUCCUGCCCUUUUGGGGGUGCGUAAUUACUGGGGUCAGGGUGUUAGUACUAUGAGGACUUGCCGAGUUUUUUACAUUCUCGUUAUCUUGUACUUUUUCGGAUGGACCGUCGAUGGAUCCGCGCCUAAGAUCAAAUCAUCUACCUUACCCAUCCAGUCGGAGGUUGACCCCCAGCCUUCCAAGGCGGUAUCAGGCUGCUCUUUUGGGGGUAAAUUCUAUGCACUUGAAGACACUUGGCACCCUGAUCUUGGAGAACCUUUUGGAGUGAUGCAUUGCGUUGUGUGCUACUGUGAAUCGAACCGAAAUCGGAGAGGGAAAGUCUUUGGAAAAGUAAGCUGUAAGAACAUAAAGCAUGACUGCCCUGAGACACCUUGCAGUAACCCUGUUCUCUUGCCAGGACACUGUUGCAAGACCUGCGUAAAAGCUCCUUCGGUACAGCAACAGAAGAAAGUAGAGCCUCUGUUUGAUGGAUUUGAAUAUUUCCAGGAUAAAGAAGAUGACCUUCAUAAAAGUUACAAUGACCGUUCUUAUAUCAGUUCUGAAGAUGUCUCCCAGGAUGACAGUCGAACAGAUUUUGUUUCCUUGCUGACCGGUGCAUCAGAAAAUUGGUUUCCUUCCUCAGGAGGUGUGGCCAGAGCAAGAUUUACACUUGUCCGCUCAAACCUCAUCUUCUCCAUCAACUAUGAAAGACUUACACGGCCCACAAGAGUUCGUUUCAUGGACCAUGAUGGAACAGUUUUGUUUGAGCAUCCUGUCCAAAAGAUGGCAUCACCUCAGAGUAACAUGAUCUGUGGCAUGUGGAGGAAUCUGCAUAAAUCAAACAUUCGACUUCUGAAAUCAGAGCUCCUUCAAGUGACACUGGUGACACAAGCACGACGGGAGGGUGAAAUCCAUGGUAAAAUCGUGAAGCACCGGGCGCUGUUUGCUGAGACAUUCAGCGCCAUUCUGACCUCUUCAAACACAGGACAUGUUGGUCUUGGAGGAAUUGCCAUGCUGACCUUGAGUGAUAUGGAUAACAACCUACAUUUUAUACUGUUGAUGGACGGGAUCUUGAACAAAGCAGAAAAAGUCCACCCUCUGGCACCUAUUCUUGUCCAUCUUUCCCACCAGAACAAAGUCUUACGUGAAAUCCGAGCAAACAUCACAGCACAGGAUCCUGAUUUUGCAGAGGUGCUAACUGAUCUUUCCACUAGAGAAAUGUUUUGGCUUUCUCAUGGUCAGCUUGAAAUCUCUGUAGAAACUCAAGGUACAGAUUCCCGACGGAUAUCUGGCUUUAUCACUUCCAAGAAAACGUGUGAUACUAUACACAGUGUCCUUUCUGGAGGAGAUGCUCUGAUUCCAAGCAAAACUGGAGCUGUUGGUUCUGCUAAGCUAAGCCUGCAUGACAAUGGAACACUUGAAUACCAGAUUCAGGUGGCAGGCACUGCCAGUGAGGUUAUUGAAAUUACUCUGGAGACCAAACCUCGAAGGAAGAACAAGCGUAAUGUUAUUUAUGAUAUGACACAUGACUUCAAGAAUGGUUUGGCAAGGGGAAUGUGGGAUCGUAUUACUGCUCGAGAUAUUCACAUGCUGCUACAAAAUGAGCUGUUUCUGAACGUUGCCACCAAGGAGUUUGAAGAGGGAGAGGUCCGUGGUCAGAUCACUACUUUACUUUACAGUGGGCUACAGGCUCGUUACCAAGAGCUUCCCAGCCCCCUAGCCGGGCGUUUCGUUGUUCCCCCUGUGAGAAGCAGUUCUGCAGGGCAUGCUUGGAUUUCCUUGGAUGACCAUUGCCAUCUGCAUUAUGAGAUCAUUGUUGCAGGGCUGAACAAGGCAGAUGAUGUCACACUCAAUGCCCACCUUCAUGGGUUUGCAGAGAUUGGAGAGGUGGAUGAGAAUAGUAGCAAGGAACACAAACGGCUUUUGAAGGGUUUCUAUGGUUCAGAAGCUCAAGGAGUUCUCAAAGACCUCAGUCCUGAACUACUCAAACACCUGUCCCGGGGUACUGCAUUCAUACAAGUCAGCACCAAAGUGAACCCAAAAGGAGAAAUCAGGGGUCGGGUGCAUAUUCCUAACAGCUGUGAGGGUGGCCGACUAACACCAGAAGAUGUGGAAUCAGAAUAUGACUAUGACACCUUCGAGGAAUCCAAAACUGACCCUGAGGAGUUAAAAAAGGACCAGAAUUCUUGCUUCUUUGAAGGGCAGUACAGAGCCCAUGGAGCAAAAUGGGCCCCAGAAUAUGACAAGAAAUGUUCCAUCUGCAGUUGUCAGAAACGAACAGUGAUCUGUGACCCCAUCAUCUGUCAGCCAUUAAACUGCACUAAUACAAUCCACCCAGAGGAUAAAUGCUGCCCUGUUUGUGAAGCUGAAAAGAAAAGAACAAAAGAGACUAGAAGGAAUGACAGGGGUGAAGAUCAAAAUGAUGGUUGCUAUUUUGAGGGUGACAGAAAGUGGCACGCAGCUGGAACAGUUUGGCAUCCCUUUGUACCUCCUUUUGGCUACAUAAAAUGUGCAGUUUGUGCUUGUAAGGGGGCAACUGGUGAAGUUCAUUGUGAGAAGGUUCAAUGCCCUCGUGUUACUUGCAGCAAACCCAUCAGAACAAACCCUUCAAGUUGUUGCAGAGAAUGCCCAGCUCCUGAGAAACCCCCAAUUGAUCCUUCUGACAUGAUGCAAGCAGAUGGUCCAAGGCCUUGCAAAUUUGGCAGACACUGGUACCACAAUAAUGAGCAAUGGCACCCGGAGAUCCCCCCCGUUGGAGAGAUGAAAUGUAUUACCUGCCGCUGUGAAAAUAGUGUGACAAAAUGCCAGCGUGAGCAAUGCCCUGUUCUCACCUGUGACAAGAUCAUAAAACGGACUGACAAAUGUUGCCCAGAAUGUGCAGGAGCUGUCACCGAAGAGAAGGCAACCUGGAAAAAUGAAGAGGCAAAAACCAGUAGCUGGGGAUUCUGAGCUUCCAGAAGAUAUGUUUUACUGAAGAAGUCAUGUAAAGGGAUUGAAUCAGUGUGCAUAUAUGUGUUAAGGUUCCUUGGAGACCUUUAGUGCCAAUGAGCCUGAAAAGCAACCAAACUUUGACUCCACACUUGAGUGGUAUAAUGCUAAGACUGUCUUUAGUAGAGUCAUCUCCCAUUGUUGCAUAGGGUUCAGCACUCAGCAAGUAACCAUGGAAGCAGCAAUCAUUUCUUGUUUUUUCUAAGGAAUGCUGAUUAUGGAUCUAAAGUUCUUUGUAGACUAUGAACACGGCCUCCUCUGGCUAUGUAAACAUAUAAGAAGAACACUUUAAUUUAUUACCUUCAGCUUUAAAAGGCUAACCAGUAUUAUUUAAUUUAAAGGAGAAAGAUCAAAGAUUUUUGGCUUAAUGACAUUAAUUUCAUAAAAGACAUUAAUAUGUGAGCAAAAGAGAUAGUUUGAGUGUGUGUGUUUGUAUGUGUGCACAUGUCUGUCUGUCUGUGGUGGUACACUCACAUGUUUCUGAGGAGGGAAAGCAGUGAGCAGAGCCUGAGCCCUGCAACAAGAUAUAUUUAUCACUAUGCAAAAGACAAGUUUUUUAUACUAAAGAAUGUAAUUCAGUUACACAGGCAGUGUGGAAUUUAUGAAGAUUCCCUUGCUAGGCUGGAAAGGACAUCUUAAGGAAUGGCCAAGAAAACCCUGAGAAUUGAAAUGGGAGAUGUAAGCAGGAAGGUGCUGAGAUGGAAAAUGGAGACAAACACAGCUGGGCAAAGAACUGUCAAGCAAACAAAAAUGCAAAGCAGCCUGUAACAUAAAAAGAAAGUUGUUUAAUCUUGCCUGGGCUUCAUUUUUCUUUUGCAGUUUGCUGUCAUGCUUACAAUUGUAAAUUCUAGGUCUCUGAGGACUUGUUUACGGCUGUGUUAAAGGGAACUGUGGAAUAAGGUGAUGAAUUGAUCUGCAGGAGGGUUGUCUUUUUGAAUGCAAGACGACAGUAAAUUAAUGAAGCAUUCUUCUGAUGCCUUGUACAAAUGGGCAUCUUAGCUGGAAGCCUUUGUAAUGCAUCCAAGGGAGAAAAGGGACAGUGGGUAGCCCUUUCUGAGGAUAAUGUGCAUGCAGUUAAAAGGUUGGUCUCAUUCCAUGUGGACCACCAGAAAAACUGGAAAAAUACAGCCCCCUCCCCAAUCUCACCAAACCACACAAGACUUUAUCAGAACUGGAAAUAUUCAUAUCCAAAAAACAAAUUGGACUAUUUUCUGUAUAAAUGCAUCUUGUGUAAGUAACCAUAAAAUAAUUAGCUGGCUAAUGUAUUUGAUACCUUCAGUUCUUCUGGGAAGACAAAUAGCGUACCAUAUUUUCUGUACCAUAUCACUGUGCCUUAUUUCAUUUAUAUUACAUGACGUAGUUAGAUUGUAAUAAUUACUAAUGAUCUGUACAGUGUUACAUACAUUUGUUUGUCAUUGUACUCUUCUUUGUAAAUGCAAUAAUAUUCUAAAUUGUGAUAAAAUAACAGUUUUAUAGUUUAUGCAUCACUCACUGACUGAAAUUCAGAACUAGAUCAGACACUCAUGUCCACUGCUGGUAGUUGUAGUUCAAGACACACUCUGAGUUAUGUGAGCAUGCUAGGGAGUAGCAAAGAGUGCAUCCUUGUAGAUAUAAGAUAAUAUGCUUAGGAAUAAUGUUUGCUGACCUAUGCCACACAGGAGCUGAUCAGUCCUAAGGCAACCAUUUGCUAAUUCAUGUACCUCCUCUUUUUGCCCCUUUUUGCUUCAGACAUUCACAUCUCAGAGAUCUGGUAGCACUGCAGACAUUUAGCAGUAAUAGAGAGGUACUUGAAUGAGUAAGUGGCUGCCUUAACAUUAAUAGGAAGCUGACAUUACCACAGCUCAAGCAGUAAGGAGCUGACAGUGAAAGGAUCUGUCAGAGCUUUACACUUCUUGCCAUUUUAGCAGAAAUGUAUUCCCUGACUUAUAAGCAAAGAACACUAGUGCCUUAACUCAGCAAUUUUGUUAUGCCUUAAAUCCAGUUCAGUUAUUGCCUAUCUCUAAACUUAAGAUACUAUGAAAUGUGGGAAAGCAACUUACGACUUUGUAUUCCUGCACAACUGUUAAUGGAGUAGUUUAGAACAGACUAAAAUGAUUUCAGUAUGUACUGGAUUGAAGACAAAAAGAUAGUAGAAAUGAACUCUUAAGAGGCUUUCUGACUUUUAAAAUAAAAAUUUUAUGACAAUUUUAGCCAACAAUGGUGUUUAUGGAAAAGCAGUUAUUCUGUAACUGCAAGUAUUCAGGUUGACCUUAACGGCACAUCCACACUGUGUUAGAGGGAACAGGACAUCUUGCCAUGGAACCUAUCAAUGAAUUUCCACUGUAUGUGUCCUGUGAUUAAAUGCAGUGGUCAUUGCUUUCUUGUACUGUUUCAUGUCCUAAUGGCUACAAGCACAGAAGACAAAACAGUUAACAUUACACGCUACCAACUGUUUCCCUUUCUUCAUGUCUGUAUGAUGGAUGAGUUAAUAUGUGUAAUUAGCAAGGGUUGUAUAGUGGGUGCUUUCUCUACAAGGCAGGUACAGAAAGCUUGCAAAAAUCCUUAUGUAGCUGCUUUUUGUGUUUACUGCUUGACCACUUUGUUUCAUUACUUAAUACAAGGGUGGGGGAUUCAUGAAUGAGGCUGCUUCAUAGUAAUGCAGUUUCUAGACUUUUGAUGUGUUUGUGGUCAUUUGUGGGUGGGCUACAUUGUGUAAGGCAAUGAUUAGGAGGCUCAUGGUGGGAAUUGUUCUGUAACCAUACUUGGGUAUUCUGAACUGCAGCUGUCAGUGACAUAGGUCCUCAUAAUAGUUGUCACUGCCUAAUGGGUUCCCUUCUCUGAGGAUAAGAAAUUAUGACAGCUAUAAAAGGCUUAUAGUAUAUCUGCAGUGACAGCAUUAUUGGGAAAAGCUUCUAGUGAUAGCAAAGGCCAUGCAUUAUUUGGAAGGCAAUGGUUAGAGAAAUGUGUAGGAUAAAUUGCAUACUAUUCUAUUUGAAUACUGCCUUUUUGUCUUUAUCUAUGUGGCACCAGACAACUCACUUAACCAAUUAAUAAUGCUGCAUAACCCAAGUUCAAAAGUGCAAAGACAGGACUUAAUCUUAUUCCAACCAUAAGAAUCCUUCUUUACAAAAGAAAAAAAAAAUUCUAGAAAACUUUACACUCAAGUGAAAUCUGUCUUCUACAGUUUAAUCAAGCAGCGCAAGAAAAGAGUAUUAUAUAAAGGAUGACUUGUGAAAAUAGAAGUUUGGCUCAGAAGAUUUUAUGUUUUUCAUGAUCGAAAUCCGCCUGGUUGUUUAGAAAGAUUGCUAUAUUUUCACUGCUGGUGUUGUUCUAUGCUGUACUAGAUUUUGAUUAUAAUACCUAAAACUUCAUUCAUUUAAUGGUCUCAAUAUAGACAUGUAUAUUCCCCUUAAGGUAGUAAACUUGUAUUAACCCUAAACAGUAAUCUGUUUAAGAGACCCAGAGACCCCCAGAUUUGGCUUGAAGUAAUGUGCUAUGAAGUGGUUCAUUCUGGUAUAAUUUCACAGAUAAAUAAAUCCCAUGUCAGAACCACAUGGUAGAUUCAGACAGAAAGCUUGUCUGGGGGUUUGGGGUACAUGAGUCAAUAUUGCAUGCUGUAAAUUGCAAAGGAACUUACAGUUCUUGUGCUGCAAAAGGGAAUCCUAGAUUAGGCAAUCCACCCUUGUCUCAUUAAAUGAUAACUGAAAGUUUUGUUCACCUCAGCUGAUAGGACUCUUUUGAUCAACUGGUGCAGUGCUUGCCUUGCAAACCUGAAUAACCGCAUAAAUAUGGUGCUUACACCAACUGCACAUCCAACCUCACAAUGCCCCUCUAACUUAGGUACAUGUAACACAACAACCUGUCAUGAAUUGUUGAUGCCUUAUGGUUAUUUGCUAACUGACACUGUAAAACAGAUAACGUGCAAAAGUAGAAAAUCAACCAAAUCCCGAUAAACCACAUGGACAAACUACCCCUAAAACAACAAAUAAGGAAAAUGGAGACCCAUUCUGUCAAGUGAGAAAGCUGUGUUGAAGUCAUGGAGAAGUACAAUGGACUUGAUCAUUUUAUCAUAACCAACAAGUGUGAGAAAUGUGUUUCAGAAAAGCCAUUUCCCUUCCAAACAUCACAAGAUAAUUGCUAAGCAGAAAGGGAAACGUGCAUUUUUUACAACCCAAGUAUUUUCAAUUUCUCUGUUCUGCUGCAAUGUUGGAACUAAUUAUAUAAUCAAAGAUAUGUAGAACUGCCAUAAGAUAAAUUAUUUUGAAUUAUUGAAAGCACAACUGGGUGUGUUGAUAAGAAAUUGGUGUAAUUUUGGUACAGACUAAGUUAAUUCAAAGUGCAGCUAUGUUUCAUGUUCUCUACAACAUGUGUUAUAGUUCAUAGUAAUCCUACAUUGUUAUAAUGUUAUUAACAAAUUGAAAACCAACUAGUAUAUUUGAGGAAUUUUGUUACAGUAAUGCAUUUCACUACAUUUUACUUUUUAAAUGUUUUUCUGAACUCUGUUUUAGUUCAAUAUUAUUUCAGAAUACUUUAUAUUUGCAUACAUAAAAGUCUUGACUUGUGCUAUCUGCUUUUUAUAUGUUUCAGUAGUUUAAAUCAUUUUUAUUACAGUACUAUAUAAUUUGAUGGAAUUAUACAAAAUCCACUUGAUAUUCAACAAACAAGGAGCAACUUCACUUGCAAAUAAAUAAUAAUUAAAAAUCAAAAUUUAAAGUACAACAGUUUUAAAUUAUAACCGCACAGUUUCUGCUAUACCCAGGCAGUGCAUACAAAUGGUCAUUUGUGGUCAGUGUACUACCCUGCUAAACAUAUGUAAAAUAAAAAAAUAUGAAAACUGAAGAAUAUCCAUACAGAAAGAAAUUCCAGAAAAGGGAAUGCUUCUGUAAAGUGUAGCCAUAAUUAUUUAAAAAAAUGUAAACAUGAAAGCAGCAAAACAAUAAAGAAACAUAUUUCUUAGCAUCUAUACAAAACACAAUCCUCUUAUUUACAAAAUUAAAAAUAAAUGGUGUUGGUAUAUGUGCAUAGACAAAAAUAAUACAGUAAGAUGCUGCUGUAAGCUACAUGCACUUUAACAUUGGGGUUGCAUUGACACAUCUCUUUUAUAGGACCUUUUGCUCUUGUUUAUAUAAAGGGAUAAAGAACUUGAGCACUGUCUCUACCCUCUUUGCAAAGUUGAAAAGUGUUAUUCACAUUGUAGGUAAUCUGGAGGGAACAGAACUGAGCCUAUGUAAAGGAACUGUAGAGCUUGCUAUCUGUAAAUGUAAUUAUCUCCUUCUAAACUGCCAUAUCUGGUGGGUGCAAUGAAGAGAUCAUUAUAUACCACUAUUGAAGGUGAUGACAUUUUUAUGAAAGCAUGGAAUUAGUAUCUGGUAACUUCUCUUAUUUGAAUCAUGUAAAUGUUGUCAUCAUGCAUAUCCUUGAAAUUAUAGUAUUUGGAAUUAAAAUCUACUAAUACCGUAGUAAAGAGAAUGUUGUAUUUAAUAAAGCAUCAUGUCACAUUUUGUCACUAUGACUCAUCUUAGGUGCAGACUGGUACAAAUUCACCUAUAACAUUGCCCACCAUUCCACAGCAUUGCCCGAUAUGGGUGUUUAUUUGAGAAUGUAUUUGUUAUUUGAAUGUAAAUAUUCAAGAUAUGUGGUUUAGACAUUUGUUUUUCUCUUAAUUGCUGCUUUGUAUUUUUUUAUUUAUCUUCUGUAAGACUGAGCUGCCACCAUAAAGACUGCUCUGACCUGUAAAUAUUAUCAUUGCAGACUUCAUAUUUAUUAAAUAUUGAAAUAAAACUGAUCAUAAAAUA
Messenger RNA from Protopterus annectens (West African lungfish), 9358 nucleotides. It is a transcript of the gene CHRD, whose product is annotated as chordin. Bases 669 to 3545 code for a protein of 958 amino acids. The transcript is spliced from 23 exons. Gene Ontology annotation, molecular function: protein binding. The record is from RefSeq and is a predicted model, not a curated record. Lineage: Eukaryota; Metazoa; Chordata; Ceratodontiformes; Protopteridae. Gene Ontology annotation, biological process: multicellular organism development.